GGCCCCGAAGGCGGUCGGCCACUUCAACCAACCACGGCGGGACUUGGCGAGAUCUCACAGAAGCUCGAGCCUGCACCAGCUUUUUCCAGCGGGUCUUGAAACUUAUCAGAAUAAUAAUAUGUCCUUGUAUCACGGACAAUCUCAGUUCUAAAAAAUUUCCCCAUUGCCCUGUCUUGUGACUAGACAAGACAAAAUCUCAUCUAUCAUGGGCCCACAGUUGAAAAAGCGCAAGUUGACCACUGCGGUCGAGGAAGUCACAUUUGAUGAUACCGCGCGCCAUGAAUUUCUCACGGGCUUUCACAAGCGAAAGCUGCAGCGGGCAAAACAUGCACAGGAGAUCGCCGAGAAGAGAGCGCGAGAAGAGCGGAUACAGCAUCGGAAAAAGCUCCGUGAAGAGCGAAAUGCAGAAUUUCAACGGAUCCUGGAGGAAAAUGAGAGACAGCUGAAAAAGCUGCGGGAAGAUACCGACUCUGAGUCUGAAGAAGAGUCGGAUUCAAACGAGGAGGAAUGGAAGGGGUUCGAAGAGCCUCCGGCGGUGGACUAUGAAGCCGAAUAUAUUGACGAGGAUAAAUACACUACCGUCACAGUGGAGGAGAUGGAUGCUUCCAAGGAAGGCCUCUACAAAGCCGAGAAGGAUGAAUCGGAUGAGCACAGUAGUCGCAAACGGGAUACUGUGCCGGCUGUUACUAAGACCAAUUCUGCGACGAAGAAAGCCAAGAGAGCAGGUGAUGACAAACCGAAGAAGAAGAAAAAGAAGUUUCGCUAUGAAAGCAAGGAAGAGCGCAAACUAGCGCGAACAAAACAGAAGAUCAGCAAGAAGAGGAAGGCAGACGCUCGGAGGGACCGGUGAGAUGGGGCGUGUAUACUCACACAAAGCAGCUUCCGUGCCACACUCUACGGGGUGGAGUUCAAUAUACCAGGGCA
This is a messenger RNA of Paecilomyces variotii, 924 nucleotides long. Its product is annotated as nucleolar protein 12-domain-containing protein. Bases 206 to 850 code for a protein of 214 amino acids. The record is from RefSeq and is a predicted model, not a curated record. NCBI's taxonomy places the organism in Eukaryota, Fungi, Ascomycota, Eurotiomycetes, Eurotiales, Thermoascaceae. Gene Ontology annotation, cellular component: nucleolus. The transcript has 2 exons. Gene Ontology annotation, molecular function: RNA binding.